AUGCCAGAGCCUACCAAAGACAAUAUUGAAGGACCAAUUCCAAUCACUUUAUUAUCUGGAUUUUUAGGUUCCGGAAAAACUACUUUGCUUGAGCAUAUUCUUACUACCGAUCACUCUUUGAAAAUUGCUGUAAUUAUAAACGAUGUCUCUAAAUUGAAUAUAGAUGCCGCUUUAAUUAAAAAUCAUGUCAUUAAUAGGAAAGAGGAAAAAUUGAUCCAGUUGCAAAAUGGUUGCAUUUGUUGCACGUUGAGAGGUGAUUUAUUAGAGGAACUAAUCCUGUUGGCAAAAAAUGGUGACAUUCAAUACAUAGUCAUUGAAUCUACUGGAAUAUCGGAACCAAUGCAGGUAGCUGAAACGUUCACUACAGAGUUUUCUGAGAUGUUAUUAGAAUCUGAGGGUUCAUUACCACAAGAAGAUGAAAAAAUUAUUAGAGACAUAAUUGAUCUAGGGGGAUUGAAUAAAUUAACAAAACUUGACACUUGUGUCACUGUUAUCGAUGCAUUAAAUUUCUUACCAAAUAUUGAAACAACCCAAUUCUUAGCUGAUAGAUAUGGUGAUAACGGCCAAGGUGAACAGGAAAGAACAAUCACUGAUUUAAUGGUUGAUCAAAUAGAAUUUUCUGAUGUUAUAAUAAUCAACAAAAUAUCUACCAUAAAGAAAAGACAGCAAAGAAAAAUUGAAAAAAUGAUAAAAUCAUUGAAUCCUGUGGCCAAAAUUUUGGACGCUGAUUACUGCAAAAUUGACAUUAGUGAAGUAAUCAACACCAAGAAAUACGAUUUUGAAAAGGCAUCUACUUCAGCAGGGUGGUUGCAAAGUAUCAAUGAAAUGACCCCAAGAGAAGGUUUUGGAGAUAAAAAAUCUACAACUUUAACUCCAAAACCAGAAACUGAAGAAUAUGGAAUCAACAAUUUUGUCUAUAAUGCUCGAAGGCCAUUUCAUCCCAAGCGUUUCUACGAGAUGAUAAGAGAUAAAUUUUUCAUUAUAGAACAAUCUGGAUUUGAAGAGGACGAAGCACGAGAAGAGGAUAUUAAUAAUGAAACUGAUAACGAAAGUCUGGAGGAUGAGAGCCUUGAAGAAGAAGAAGAAGAAGAAGAAGAAGAAUAUUUUGAACCAACGGAGAAGCAGAUUUUGAAAAACAAAAAGCUGUCACCAUUUGGCCCGUUAUUACGUUCCAAGGGUUUCUUUUGGUUGGCGUCAAGAUAUAUAAUUAGGGGAGAAUGGUCUUCAGCAGGACCAAUGUUAACUAUUAAAGGUGGAAUUCCUUGGUUUGGCGUUACAGGUCCGGAGAUGUAUCCACCAGAAGCUGUAAAAUUAAUUCAAGCAGAUAUGACAGGCAAGCACGAUGAUAGGCGCAAUGAAUUAGUCUUCAUAGGUUUAAACAUAAAUCUGAAGAAAUUGUCGGAAACACUUGAUUUAUGCUUAUUAAGAGACGACGAAUUUGAAUUAUUCGAGGAAGUAGUCGAUAAAGAAAGAAAUUUGUUUAAGGUUGAGAAAAAGUUACAAGGGGUAUUUGAAGAUGGGUUUGUUGAUUGGAUUACCUUUGAUGAAGGAGAAAAUCAAGCGGAUAUUAAUACUGAAAGCCAUGGUCAUAUUGGUGACAGGAAUCUACCUCCACGCACAAAUUAA
Debaryomyces tyrocola is the source of this 1626-nucleotide messenger RNA. The record is from the annotation of a GenBank genome assembly. Lineage: Eukaryota; Fungi; Ascomycota; Pichiomycetes; Serinales; Debaryomycetaceae.